UCCACGAGCGGCCCCGGAACGUGUGUCCGCGCAUGCGCAGUGCGCCGCUCAGUGUGCUUGUGGAAGGAGGAACUGAGCAGUUGGAGUAAAAUAAACAUCCACCUCUGUGCAACACCAGCGGCCAGGAGCAGCGAGAGAAAGAGAAACACCUCGGAUCAUGUCUUCACACGAUGCCUGGGAGACUAAACUCGAAAUCAGAGCAUGUAGUUUUGACUCCAGUCCAGCAGGGGGCGACAAACACAGAGACUGCAGCUCCCCUAAUGACUCCACUGGUAAAAGUGAGACGUGUGCAGAGAUCUUUGGCACCGAUCCUUUGAGAACUCUGGGAGAAAUCCUCACCUACUGUCAGGUCAUGUACGAGGCCAUUCAGAAGCUGGAUGAGAAGUUUGAGCUGCUGCAGGCGAGAGUGACGCACACUCAGGAGGAUCAGAUACACGUUGAGGAGGAUCAGUCAGAGAUUUACACACUGGACGACCAGAUAAACGACGAAUCGGCUGAAACCUACCAUGUCCUCCAUCACCUAGUUCCUCCCUCAGUUCCUCCAUCUCCUGAAGGUUCAAGAACCCUCAGACUUGUUGUUACCUCAGAAAAACCCACAGACCCAUCACCGUCUCCUCAGAAUCAGCCCCAACAGUCGGGUUCGACCUCCAGACCACGUGGAGCUGUGAGAAAAAUGCUCUUAGAGCAGCGGAAGGUUCCAGAAGAUCAUCCCAACACCAACACCGGACACUCGGCAUCUCCACAAACCGUGAAGGAAGUCUUCCAUCAUCGCCGGAAAAGUCCCGAUCCUCAAACACACAACGCAACCGUAGAGUGGGCGCAGAUGACGUACCCGGAACAUGACCUGCGUGAGAAAGGUAAAGACUGGAAGGCCUGUCUGGCUGUUAAGAACAAAAGAGCCAGACACAUUCGACUGAAGGACAGGAAGCGUAAGUUUAAGGCCGUGAGAGAUGCGAGUGAACAAGCGGCAUCAGUCCAAGAAUUCAAUCCCGAGCCCACUGCUGAGAUCGACGUGGAGCUCUCGGACGGUGACGGUGAGGACCUACAGCAGACGACUACACUUAAAAACAAACUCAAAAGAGAGUCUGCGGAAGAGCCGCUGUCAGAAAACGAUUGUUCCUAUGAAUCGGGUGCUCAAGUGUAUCUGGGCCAUCCGGAUCGGGAUGUGAAGGUGCCUCAGUUUGUGAUGUACUCGGCGUUACAGAGGCCGAAUCCUCCGCUUGUCGCUCGCUACCUCAUCAGGUUCAUCUUCCCCGUGGAAGUGCUGGUGCAGAGCAACGUGUACGGCAAUGCCAAGUACGGAAUCCAGCCACUGGACCACAACAAGAUCUCAGCAUUGAGGGAGUAUCUGUGUGAGCGUUUCCCCACCAUGAAGCUGGAUGAAGCUGGACCCAACUGGAAGACUUGCGUCUACGCCAUCAAUGCCGCCAUCCGGAUGACCAGACACGCUCUGAAGAAAGGUCCCAAACAGGCACGAGAAGCGAUGAUAUCAUGACCCCGAGCAACAAACAACCGGCAAAUCAUUUUGUGAAUUGUAGAGAGGUUUUUUUUUCUGUGCUUUUUUUUGUUGUUGCAUAAAUACAUGCAUAACUGAAUAAAGUCAGACAGUCUUCGACCCGAAACGA
Ictalurus punctatus (channel catfish) is the source of this 1625-nucleotide messenger RNA. RefSeq names its product BEN domain-containing protein 2. Gene Ontology annotation, molecular function: DNA binding. Lineage: Eukaryota; Metazoa; Chordata; Actinopteri; Siluriformes; Ictaluridae. The record is from RefSeq and is a predicted model, not a curated record. Bases 158 to 1495 code for a protein of 445 amino acids. The transcript is spliced from 9 exons.